Molecule: messenger RNA, 2158 nt
Organism: Melanotaenia boesemani (Boeseman's rainbowfish)
Lineage: Eukaryota; Metazoa; Chordata; Actinopteri; Atheriniformes; Melanotaeniidae
Product: hepatic lectin-like
Exons: 6
Coding region: 180-1031 (283 amino acids)
Source: RefSeq, a predicted model, not a curated record
CGUUUUUUGUUUUUUUUUUCCCAAAACGUUUCCUCUGUUGUAAUUACCGGAAGUGCGACAAUGUCCCGGGUUUGUUUCAAGUAUAAGAGUAAGUUCUCUGUCACUCCUUGAAAACCUCCGCUCAUACAGCUUGGUCCCUUCCCUGGUGAACCUCCGACCAGCACGCUGUCUGUGGCGGGAUGUAUUCCGAACUGAGUGAAAAUGAGGGCUGUGAUGAGUUCAGCCGCAGGCCUCAAGUGCAGCUCAGCGAUCACCUAGUGUAUCCAGCCAGAGUGGCCCCCAGGUUGAGUUGCCCUGGAUUCUACCGCAUUUCCACCAUCUGCUUGGCUACACUGAGUGUUGUCCUGCUCAUGUCCAUCAUAGCCAUCUCUGCAAGCUAUAAGAACAAACCUCAGGAAAACAGUGGCAAGACCUCGGAGAUGCUUAAGCAGGACGUAAACAUUACAGUUCUGAUGAGCACCAUCAUCAAACUACAGGAGGAGAAGAAAGAGCUGCAGGACGAGAAGGACGAGCUUCUGGUCAAACUGGCCUCCAAGAUGACCACCAAAGCUCCUGACGGGAUCAAACCAGCACCAAAGGAAACUCAGGCCUCUACUGAGUGCCCCGCAAACUGGCAUCUCUUUGACAACAGCUGUUACCUCAUCUCUGAAGACGGAAUGAACUGGCAUCAGAGCAAGGAGCACUGUCAGAACCAAGAAGGUCACCUGGCUAUCAUCCUCACACCUGAGGAGCAGACUUUUUUGUGGGAUCUUCUUCCCAGAGGACACUGGAACUCCUUCUGGUUUGGAAUCACAGAUGGAGAAACAGAGGAUGUGUGGAAAUGGGUUGAUGGUUCUCCUGUGGUUGGAGGUUUCUGGGAGGUUGGUGAGCCCAACAACCACAUUAAUGAGGACUGUGGCUACAUAGUGAAAACCGAGGUGUUGGAACGUGUGGCGAUACGGAGCUGGUACGACGCCCCCUGUUCCAUGUACUUGCCCUUCAUCUGUGAGAAAAAGGUGGAUCUUGCAGCCGGCCCCGUUCCCUCACAAUGACGUGUCAACAGAGCUUCAAUCAUCAAAGAAGAAGAAGUUUUACCAGUCGGAAAGUGUGUCGGCAUGUUUGUGUCCUUUUCUUUAAUAAGUCUGAGAGGUUGAGAAUGCUGAUGUUUUCCAGCACAUUUUCAGACAUUACCUGCUAUGUUAUAAUCUUUCUCAGCUCACUCACAUACUUCAGCCUCUGCAUUCAUACAGAAAUACAAUAAAAUGCUCAUUUGUUUGUCAUCAGCAUGGAUAACCACUCUGUCCAGGACAAAGGACAAAAGCAGAUUUAAAAUGUUAAAACACGUUUACACUAGCAGAAGGAAUAUUAUAAGUAGCUGAAAUCUGAUUUUCAUGAACCUCCUGUCAGGUUGAUGAAAAUUAGUUUAAAAGAAAAUGUGUUGAUGAAAUCAUAAGGUCUUAUUCCCACGUCAGACACGUACAAAAAAUACCAUCUUAUAGGUUAGGACAGCCCGAUUUUCUCUGUUCACUGUGAACAUGAAUACAGCUCAAACUAAAGCUGGAAAUCCACAUUACAAACCAUUCGUGAGUUUGUUUUGUCUGUUCAGAUUAUAUCAGAUGUCCUCAUUGAAAAGAAUGGGAGUAAAAAUAUGCUCUUUAGUUGCAUGAAAGCUCAGAAGAACGAUUACAGGGGGCUUUAUGUGGAUUGUUGGUGUAUCCACUCCAUACAAUGAUCUGUCAGGAUGUUUUUGUGGCAUCCAAACAUUCAGGCAGAGUGAGAGUAUGUUCUUUAAACUAAGGAGCAUCAUCCACUGGCCAGGCCAGAUUGACUGCAUAGCCAUGGGACUCUGCUUACACAGUAGACUGCUCCAAAGAGUUGCAAUAUAAUCUGUUUGGGCUAGCAGGACAAGAAAUUAACAUGUUGGGAGGGGGAUUUGUGAUUUUUUUUAACCCUGUCAUUGAUUGUGAUCAUAGUGCUUUUGUACUGUUGCUGGUUUUAUCUAUGUUGUGACUAUGUUCCUUCAUUUGUCCUUUAAAUUUAGGCAAAUGAGUAGAUUCUUCUUACAUAUGUGUAUAAAUGAUGCUCUGCUUUUGUCUCUCUCUUUAAUUGACAGCUAAGCUGUCUGCAUGACUGAUUGACCUCCUGGUCAGGAAUAAAACUUAAAAAUACGCACCUAUGA